Cladophialophora psammophila CBS 110553 is the source of this 1695-nucleotide messenger RNA. RefSeq lists its product as uncharacterized. Gene Ontology annotation, cellular component: plasma membrane. The coding region runs from base 1 to 1695 and encodes 564 amino acids. The record is from RefSeq and is a predicted model, not a curated record. Lineage: Eukaryota; Fungi; Ascomycota; Eurotiomycetes; Chaetothyriales; Herpotrichiellaceae. Gene Ontology annotation, molecular function: nucleobase transmembrane transporter activity. The transcript is spliced from 7 exons. Gene Ontology annotation, biological process: nucleobase transport; transmembrane transport.
AUGGUCAACUUCUCCGCAGAACGCUUCUCGCCGAAGCGCCUGUCGCCCAAGCGCAUCAAGGCCAAGAUCGAGCCUCAGCUGCACUGGCAAGUGCCCAUGGAAAAGGGCGUUUACCAAGACUCUCGCUGGUCUAACCCAGAUCUUGACCCUAUCACACCCGAGAAUCGUACUUGGGGUGCUUUGGACUAUUGGGCGUACUGGACUAGUGAUAUGCUUGCGCCUCCAUUGGCAUCCACAGUGUCAUCUGUCAUGAGCUUGGGUUUUACGGCUCGCGAGACGAUCCCGAUUGUCUUCUGCGGCUUCGCGUUAUGCUCGGGAGCAUUGACCCUUACAGGAAAGAUGGGUGCUCGAUACAGCAUUCCGUUUCCAGUGCUCGUCCGCUCCAUGUUCGGAAUGUAUGGAAGUUAUCCGGUCAUCGUUCUUCGAUCGUUCGUGGCUGCCAUGUGGACGGCAAUUCUAUGUGUCCAGGCAGGCGACUUUCUCAACAACUGUCUCACGGCGAUCUGGCCAAGCUUCGCCAAUUUCCCCAAUCACUUGCCUGAGAGUGCUGGAAUCACUUCAGCCGGGCUUCUUUGCUUUUUCAUCUACUGGAUCUUUCAGACGAUUCUUGCCUGCAUGCCCAUCAAGAAGCUCCGGAUCCUCUUCCUGAUCAAGGGCAUCGUUGUCCCACCGACCUUCCUCGCCCUGUUCUUGUGGGCCGCCAUCGUCACAAAGGGAGGCGGGCCACUUGUGACCGGGCAUGCCAAAAUGACUUCGACAUACAUGAACACGGCAUAUUCCUCUCUCACCGGCUUGAACGCAAUCAUCGGCCUCUUCAGCUCCAUGGCGGUCAACUUCCCGGAUUUCAGUCGAUUCUCCAAGAACAAUCUGAAAGGAUACAACCAAUUCUUUGCAUUGCCCGUCAUUGGAACGCUGGGGGCCCUGACUCCCAUCUUCGUCACCUCGGCCCACAGCUAUCUGUGGGGAGAAUUCCAGUGGUACAUGCCUGCUGUUAUUGCCAAAUUCGACUCCCGUGCCGCCAAGUUCUUCACGGCAUUCAGCUUCAUGUUGGCCACGAUCGGUAACCAGAUCGCGGCGGGAACGUAUCCGUUUUCCAACGAUAUCUCUGGUCUGUGCCCGAAGUACAUCAACAUCUUCCGCGCCACUUUGAUCAUCUCCGUCUUCUGUGUCGUGUCGAACCCAUGGCAGAUCAUCAGAAACGCCUCCGGACUGUUGGCCUUCUUGUCCGGCUACAGCAUGUUCAUGGGGGCCAUUUGCGGGACAAUGUGCUGCCACUACUACCUUAUCGUAAACAAGAAGCUCAACAUCCACGAGAUGUACAACGGCCACGGCAUCUACCGAUACUCCAAAAUCGGUAUCAACUGGAGGGCAUAUACGUCUUUCUUCGUCGCGGUCGCACCGUUGCUGCCGGGUUUCUGCAAGAGUAUCGACGCCAACCUCAACGUCGGAGGUGCUUGGAAGAUCUAUACCUUCUCCUGCAUAUAUGGCUUUACCGUCUCAGGCCUGGUUUACUACCUCGUCUGCACUUACGUCUCGGGCGUAGGCGCUGCGAAGAUCGAUGAGGCAGUGUAUCCACCAUCUAAGUCGCAGGCAACAGACGUGGAAGUCGGAGUUGCGCCAUCAGAGGAAGAUUCAAUCGAGGAGAAAGCCGGUGUUGCGGUGUCGAUCGGAGCAAAGGAGUUUGGCCCUCAGUAG